Messenger RNA from Ciona intestinalis (vase tunicate), 2458 nucleotides. NCBI's taxonomy places the organism in Eukaryota, Metazoa, Chordata, Ascidiacea, Phlebobranchia, Cionidae. The record is from RefSeq.
UCCAAUCUUUUAAGUUAGUUGAAAAUGAACUGAGAGCAAAAUGAAAGAUUCAGACGAUGCACUACUCGACUUACUAUUAUCUGAUCCUGGUUCAAACGAAAAUUCUGGUUUUUCCACUGAACCAAAUCCAUCAAAGCAAACAAGUUCCUUUCCCCAUAAAGUUUCAACUCAAUUUAUUACAUCUCCUUCUGGUAGUGAUUUACUCAAACCAUUAUCUCCAUCCAUUUACCUUACCCCUUCGUUUACUAAUACAUCUGAUGAACAUUUAGAAGAUAUUUUGUCGCAAGACUUCGAAAAAGGAAACGGAACAAAGACAAAAUCAGCAUUUACAAAUACAUUUGUCUGUGACAGCAACAACAACAACUUGUUGUGCAAACAUGAAUCCGACAGUUUGUUUCCAUGGUCGUUUCAAGCAACAACAGAACAUCACGGUUCCAUUCAUAAAAAUGAGAACGAAUGGUCUGGCACUUCACCAACACCUGUCACAGAUGCAUCAGUUACACAAUCCAAUGCUGGAGUUGGAACAUCUUGUUUAAAUUGGAAUGAAGGAAUGCCAUUGUCUUUACCUGCAAUUCCUCGCAACAGUAGUUUAGCAAAUGCAUUAAAAGAUUUCGAUAAAACUUAUCAAAAAGUUAAACUUAAAAAUGAAAUGAGUGACAAAAAAAGAGAUUCACAAAGCUUAAACGAUGCAUUUGUAGCUUAUAAUAUUGAUAACGAUAGCAGUAACUUUGCACCUUCAUAUUCAAGAUCCUCAUUCAGGGCUCUUCUUAGCGAUCCGGAAGAUUCUUUGGAUGCUCCUCUUUCUUUUACUGCGAACAACCAUUUUGAUCACAGGAUUGACAAUGGUCCUAAUUGUUGCAUCAACACUUACUCAACUUCAACACAUACAAAUGUUUCAAGCAUUGCAAAAUCAAUAACAACAUCAACUUCAGUUAUCACAGUUGAAGAAAAACCAUCCACUGCGCUUGUAAAUAACUUUGAUGACAGUUUAUUUAAAAUGGGGAACCAGGUUGAUGGAAGUAACUUCACCAUAUCUACCACAAGCCAAUGCAUUAAUGAGCAAUCUGUUGGCUUUUCAACAAUGAAUACGGUUGAUCUUAAACCAAAGGUCUGUGCUUCAUGUAAAAGUUUGGUGGAUGUUAACUAUUUUAAUGGAUCAGAGUUACAACUUUGUUUAACUUGUGCAUCUUCUUUGAAAAUGUCAACUGAGACUGUACAAAAUGAAUGCACUGUUCCAGUAAGUAGAUCCUCCCAAACAAAUGAACAAUCUUCAAUUGCACACCUUGUUGCACUGAACACACCUUCAUCAUUAUCAACAACGCCUCUAUUUAUUUUCGUACAAGGUAAACUUAUCCCAAUCACAAUUGCACAGAUGCCUACAAACAGUUGCAACCAACUAGGAAGUUCAUCCACUUCUAUUCCCAGCAACACCUCCCAUGAUAAACCAUCAUCUGGUGCUUCAACCUCAUGUUUAAUGACAAACAACGAUGCACAAAACAAAACUGAUCAAAACUUUAAAAGAAAUGAAGAUAUCUCCCAAAAAAACUUGGUUAAAAUUGCCCCACUGCCAGUUAUUAAAGCUCAACCAGGAAGUUGUGUUAUGAUUGCUGGUAUUGCUUCAGGCAGUCACUUUGUAAAUCAAGGUGGUUUACCCAUGGAUUACAAUUUGCAGAAGCAAGUGAAAACAACAAAACCAAAUGAAGAUGCACUGCGGAUACAUGUAUGUACUUAUCCUGGAUGUACCAAGAAAUACACUAAAAGUUCACAUUUGAAAGCGCAUGUGAGGAGACAUACAGGUGAGAAGCCUUACGUGUGUAAAUGGCCAUCUUGUGGUUGGAAAUUCUCAAGAUCAGAUGAGUUGGCACGACAUAAACGUUCUCAUGAAGGAAUAAAACCUUAUCCCUGCCCAGUGUGCAAUAAAAGAUUUUCACGAUCCGACCAUUUAGCCAAACAUGUUAAAAUUCACAAAAACAAACAAAAAGUUCCAACUUUGAAUUCAAGUGAAGUUUCAAAUCGACCGACUUCAGUUACAACAGUCGCAAGUAUUUCAACUUUAUAACACGUGCAAUCAACACUCAUCCACCACUAUGUAGAAAUGACUGUUCUUUUCAAAUUCUUUGUAUUUUUUACUGUCCAGUCAUUUUAAGUAACUUUCAUUUUAGUCUUUUCUCUUUACAUUUAAGAACAAAUGAAUGGACUGUAAACAUUGUUUAUACAGUUGUUUUAGAGUGGCAGAAAGUUUUCAUGCAACUUUUACCCAGUGGUGCUAUGUGAGCGUUUUUAAUCGUGUUUAUGAUAAAAAUGGUUCCAAACAAAAUAUUCAUUUUUGUUUUAAAGUUUCAUGGUACAAUCUAUAUAUGUGACCGUGGCACUUGUCAUUGCCUUAUUGUUUUUAUUCAACCAGCACUGUGCUAUGUAGGACUUCUAUUUGUAGCUGUGAUAUAAGGUCGUAAUAAAU